Hydra vulgaris (swiftwater hydra) is the source of this 1049-nucleotide messenger RNA. RefSeq lists its product as uncharacterized. Lineage: Eukaryota; Metazoa; Cnidaria; Hydrozoa; Anthoathecata; Hydridae. The record is from RefSeq and is a predicted model, not a curated record.
AUAUUCUGUUAAAUUCAUAAUUUUUAGUAACAUUUUUUUUUGCAUACUAAAAAUGAAUACUGAAAAGUUGCAUUAUGUUUUCAAAUUCCCACGAACUAGACAUUUAUUUGAUGCUGGUGGUAACAGUGUAUCAAGAGAUGAUCUUGUACUUUCAAAAAAAGAAUGUGAGGCUUUUCUAAAAAAUCAAAAACUUAUAAUUGAAGAGAAAGUAGACGGUGCUAAUAUCGGAAUAAGCAUUAGGAAAGAUUUAUCUAUUGCUAUACAAAACAGAUCUCACUAUGUGUUUAGUAACACACAUAAGCAGUUUAAUGUUAUUGAUAGUUGGAUUGAUAAACAUAGUAAAACAUUGCAUUCAAUACUUGAACCUGAGCGUCAUAUACUGUUUGGCGAAUGGUUGUAUGCUAAGCAUUCCAUUCAUUACAAAUAUUUAAGUGAUUACUUUAUGGCCUUUGAUAUAUAUGACCAAAUAAAUAAAGUUUUUCUUUCAGUUGAAGAAAGAAAUAAUUUGCUAGAAAACACAGAAAUACCUCAUGUUCGGAAACUAGCAGAGGGCAUUAACUUCGAUACUGUAAAGAUAAUGGAUAUGCUAGAUAGCAAAUCUUCUUAUUAUGAUGGCUAUGUAGAAGGUUUAGUUAUUCGAAAACCAAUUGAAGAAAGAAUGGUAGAGAGAGAUUAUUUUACUAAUCGAGUAAAAAUUGUACGACCAGACUUCAUGCAAGCUAUUGAGGAACAAUGGACUAAACAAAAGUUUACAAAAAAUCAACUUUCUUAUUACUAAGUAGCUAAUGGAUUGGAAAUGUGGUUAUUUGCAAUUAAGUAAAAUUGAUGCCUAUAGAGGCACAUGGUAGUGCAUCUUGAGGUGUACAGUAUGCUAAAAAAGGAAUUAUUUGAAAAAUGCACUGCACCUUUCAAGAUUUUUUAAAAUCCCCCACUAUUUGUUUAUGACAUGUGCUUCUCCUCCCUUUUGUAUUAUAAACAAGGCAUAAACAAAGUUGGUAAUUUUCAAAAAAUAUGUGUAUUUUAAAUAUGUUGAUGAUAUUUUAAAAUAU